UUUGCCAUUUUUACCCAUUUUCCCCAUUUUUCCCCAUUUUCCCCAGGCCAGUACACGACGGGGCGCGGCUCCUCGGGCGUGGGGCUGACGGCGGCCGUGCUGCGGGACCCUCAGAGCGGCGAGCUGGCGCUGGAGGGCGGCGCCCUGGUCCUGGCCGACCGCGGCGUGUGCUGCAUCGACGAGUUCGACAAGAUGACCGAGGGCGACCGCGUGGCCGUGCACGAGGCGCUGGAGCAGCAGAGCGUGGCCGUGGCCAAGGCGGGCGUGGUGGCCACGCUCAACGCCCGCUGCGCCGUCCUGGCCGCCGCCAACCCGGCCUUCGGGCGCUACGACCCGCGGCGCAGCCUGGAGCACAACCUGCAGCUGCCGGCGGCGCUGCUCUCGCGCUUCGACCUCCUCUGGCUGCUGCAGGACCGGCCCCAGCGCGACCGCGACCUCAGGCUGGCCCAGCACAUCACCUACGUGCACCAGCACUGCCGGGAGCCGCCCAGCGCCUUCCAGCCCCUGGACAUGAAACUCAUGAGGUGGGCCCGGCUGCGCCUGGGCGCCGUGGUGGAGAAGGACGACGUCAGCGAGGCGCUGAGGCUGCUCGAGGCCGCCCGGGACUCGCUGCGGGGGGACCCCGACCCCUCCCCGAGGUGCCCGCGGCCGUCGGAGGCGAUUUUCGGGGUCCUGCGGGAGCUAGGGGGGCCGGGGGGGCGCGGGGUGCCCCUCCCCCGCGCGCUGGAGGCGCUGGCGGCGCGCGGCUUCACCCCCGCGCAGGCGAGCGCCGCGCUGGCCGAGUACGAGGCGCUGGGCGUGCUGCAGGUGAGCGCCGCGCGCGGCCGCAUCGCCUUCGUGUGAGCCGGCAGCCCCGCUGCCUGCCGUCAGCGGUGGGCAAAACGAGAGAAGCACGGGAAAACGCAGAAAAUUCUGGGAAAAAUGGAGAAAAUUCGGCUGAAAACGGAGAAAAUUACGGGGAAAACGGAGAAAAUUCCGCUGAAAACGGAGAAAAUUCGGCUGAAAAUAGUGAAAAUUCGGCUGAAAACGGA
This is a messenger RNA of Pyrgilauda ruficollis (rufous-necked snowfinch), 1031 nucleotides long. RefSeq names its product DNA replication licensing factor MCM7-like. The annotation marks the transcript as partial. Lineage: Eukaryota; Metazoa; Chordata; Aves; Passeriformes; Passeridae. Gene Ontology annotation, molecular function: ATP binding; single-stranded DNA binding; single-stranded DNA helicase activity. Gene Ontology annotation, cellular component: nucleus; MCM complex. The record is from RefSeq and is a predicted model, not a curated record. The transcript has 4 exons. Gene Ontology annotation, biological process: DNA replication initiation; double-strand break repair via break-induced replication; DNA strand elongation involved in DNA replication.